CAGAAUCUGACAUUAGUAGAGUUAUUAGAGCUAGCCCAUCAGGUGUGUGAGGCUAUGUCCUAUCUAGAGGAAGUCCAUAUCAUACACGGGAAUCUUGCGGCUCGUAACUGCCUGAUGACAGAUGAGAAAGUAGUGAAAUUAUCUGACUAUUCCAUAGCUCCAUUGUAUCCAGGAGAGUUCUAUCUCUCCAAUGACAAUGUCUCUAUCACAAAAUGGUGGGCACCAGAAAUCUUAGACAUGGACAAAGGAACCACUCCAGCCUUCAGUCAUAAAACAGAUUGUUGGUCUUAUGGCAUUGUUCUGUGGGAGUUGAUGACCAGGGGAGUAACUCCUUAUCCUGAUGUAGAGACAAACAACCUUAAGAAGUAUUUAACUGGAGGACAUCGGUUAAAGAAGCCCCGACAGUGUCCAGAGGCUGUUUAUCUGCUGAUGUUGAAGUGCUGGACGGACGUUCCUUCAGAUCGACCCACAUUCCCGGAGAUCGGCGAGGAAAUCAAACAAUUUACGUCGGCUGAGGAGUCCAGUGAUGCGUCCCAACCAUUACAGACCAAAAUAGAACCCGGGGGGUCACAGGAGUACCUGGGGGUGAUGGGCUGAAGACAUUGGGGUGAUAUGUUGAUGUGAGGCUGGUUUAGGACAGGGAUCCAAGUGUUCAGUUGGUGGAGAUGAUAUUUUGUCUGGCUACGUCAACGAGAAGUCACACAUUCAUGUUUAGGACCUUCUACAACCAAUUUGAAUAGACCUAAUGUUAAAAAAAAAACACUGUGAAGUGGAAGGCUUAUAACAAUCUGUUAUUUUAAGAUUUGCUUCUUUUUAGCUUGCUUUGACAAAACAAAUCUUGAAAAGAUUUUGGAGGUCUGUUUUUAGAAGAUACUUUUGUACUUUAUAUCAAUAAUAUAAACAAACCCAGGUUGAA
Saccostrea cuccullata (small rock oyster) is the source of this 916-nucleotide messenger RNA. RefSeq names its product fibroblast growth factor receptor 3-like. The coding region runs from base 55 to 597 and encodes 180 amino acids. The transcript is spliced from 4 exons. Gene Ontology annotation, molecular function: ATP binding; transmembrane receptor protein tyrosine kinase activity. Gene Ontology annotation, cellular component: signaling receptor complex; plasma membrane. The record is from RefSeq and is a predicted model, not a curated record. NCBI's taxonomy places the organism in Eukaryota, Metazoa, Mollusca, Bivalvia, Ostreida, Ostreidae. Gene Ontology annotation, biological process: protein phosphorylation; cell migration; multicellular organism development.